AUGGGUGAAAAAGCUAUGCAACAUUUACCAUGUGAAGGUAAAAAAUUCAAAUCAAUAACAUUUCAAAAUAGCUCACUCUCGGUGGAAGUAUUUAGAGCCCUGCAAUCUUUACGAAAAGAUGAAUUGUUAUGUGAUAUAAAGAUGGAAACAGAUGACGGUAGAAUCAUUUAUGGACACAAAGUUGUUUUAGCAUCAGCUUGUCCAUAUUUCCUGGCCAUGUUCACUAACUUUAAUGAAAAGGAUAAAGCUGCAAAUUUCUUGUCAAUGGACUAUAUAAAAGAUAAAUGUACUAAAUUUUUGGAAACACAAUUGGCUCCGUCCAAUUGUAUUAAAACCAAACGAUUUGCUGACUUACACGACUGUACAAAAUUGAAAGCAUGUUCUGAAGCAUAUAUUAAAACACAGUUUUUAGAAGUGGUUAAAUAUGAUGAUUUUUUAUAUUUAUCUCCUGAAGAAUUAAUUGAAAUAAUUACCAGUAAUGACCUUAAUGCUCCACUGGAACAAAAUGUGUUUGAAACUGUUAUAAAUUGGGUACAACACGAAUCGGAUAGUAGAAAACAAUAUUUCAAAAAUAUACUGGCUCAUGUAAGAUUGCCAUUAAUACCAACUGAAUAUCUUUUAAAUAAUGUAGUUGGACAUUCACUCAUUGAAAUAAGUCCUGAAUGUAAAAAUUAUGUAAAUUAUGCUUUGAAUUUUAAUUUCAUAAAGACUUUACAAAAAAUCACCAUACCAAAUAAAAUUUGCUGUACACGGAGGUCUGGUAACUUAAACAAAAUUAUUCUUAUGCUAAGUUGGGCUGAUGAAGAGACUUAUAUAAACUGGUAUGACCCAGCAACAAACAAGUGGAACGUCACGUCAAAAUUCUGUCAGAACCGUGGAACUGGGAGUAUCAUGUUAAUAAAACAUCAAUUUAUUGUUUUAGUACAACCUUAUUGCAGAACAAGUGAAAUUAUUGAUUUAUUUUCACUAAAACCUCGUUGGAUACCAAUGCCUCUUAUGAAAGUUAAUCGACGAGAUUUUGGAGUUGGCUUAAUAAAUCACUGUGUAUAUAUCGUUGGUGGAAUUGAUAGUUGUUCUAGUUCUAUAGUUAAUAGUGUGGUGGUUUUCGAUAUCAAUGUUCAAGAAUGGCGAAGGGUUGCUAGUAUGUCCAGUAAGAGAGGUUGUCCUGGUAUCGGUGUACUCAAUAAUCUCUUAUACGCGGUAGGAGGUUAUGAUUUUUCAUCAGGGAAUAUGUAUUUGAAAUCGGUCGAAUGUUAUGAUACCACAAUUGGCAUAUGGAAACUAGUUGCAGAAAUGUCCGAAGGUCGCAGUGAUGUUAGUAUAGGAGUUUUAGACGGUAUUAUAUAUGCUAUUGGCGGUUAUAAUGAAUUAGGAUAUUGUAAGGCUGUAGAGACAUAUAGACCAAGUGAUGGCUUUUGGACUCGUAUUGCUGAUUUACAUAUGGAACGAAUCCGUCCCGAAGUAGUCACAUUACAUGGUUUAAUGUACGUUAUGGCCGGAAGACCAUUUAAACCACAUAACGAUUCUGUAGAAAUCUACAACCCCAAGACCAAUACAUGGAAACUAAUGGAGUCCUGUGUAAAGGGUAGAAGUGCCUUUAAUAGUGCAGUAGUCAUUGAUAGGCCACCACAUUUUUAA
Molecule: messenger RNA, 1638 nt
Organism: Metopolophium dirhodum (rose-grain aphid)
Lineage: Eukaryota; Metazoa; Arthropoda; Insecta; Hemiptera; Aphididae
Product: kelch-like protein 2
Exons: 10
Coding region: 1-1638 (545 amino acids)
Molecular function (GO): protein binding
Source: RefSeq, a predicted model, not a curated record